This is a messenger RNA of Uloborus diversus, 1012 nucleotides long. It is a transcript of the gene aph-1, whose product is annotated as gamma-secretase subunit Aph-1-like. Gene Ontology annotation, biological process: Notch signaling pathway; Notch receptor processing; protein processing. Lineage: Eukaryota; Metazoa; Arthropoda; Arachnida; Araneae; Uloboridae. Gene Ontology annotation, molecular function: protein-macromolecule adaptor activity. The coding region runs from base 169 to 909 and encodes 246 amino acids. The transcript is spliced from 6 exons. The record is from RefSeq and is a predicted model, not a curated record. Gene Ontology annotation, cellular component: gamma-secretase complex; endoplasmic reticulum; membrane.
UGAAAUAACAGAUAAAAGUGUUGACAAGUUUUAUUUUAUAAUUAUUCACAAAUUUAUUUUCCAUCAAAAGAAGCGGCUGUCCCAGUAAUAAUGCUUGUUUAAAACUGAUUGAUCAACAAAAAAGUGAAAUAUUUUUUUAUUUAACAGAGCUUUGAUACAAACUUAACAAUGACUGUCAUGGAGUUUUUCGGCUGCGCUAUGAUAGCGUUUGGCCCAUCUGCAGCUAUGUUAGCCAUAACAAUUGCCAGAGACCCUAUACGUAUCAUAAUUUUAAUAUCAGCGGCCUUCUUUUGGUUACUAUCAUUAUUACUAUCAUCUAUACUUUGGAAUGCUGUGGUUCCCUUAAGGAAAGAGCUAGCUUUUGGUGUUGUGUUCUCGGUGAUUUUCCAAGAAGUUUUCAGAUUUUGUUUCUACAAAUUACUGAGGAAAGCUGAAGUUGGUUUGAAGAAAGUACAAGAAGUUGGUGCAGACGGUACUGUUGUGUCCAGUAAUAGAAGCACUUUAGCUUAUGUUGCUGGCCUUGGUUUUGGUUUAAUGAGUGGCUUGUUUUCACUAAUAAAUGUUUUAGCUGAUUCAGUUGGUCCAGGAACUGUUGGUUUAUUUGGAGAUUCACAUUACUUUUUUCUCACAUCAGCAUUCACUACUUUAGCUUUCACUCUACUUCAUACUUUUUGGGGAGUCAUCUUUUUUCAUGCAUGGGACAACCAUAGUUAUGGAAAAAUUGCCUUUGUAUUUGUAUCUCAUUUGCUAGUUUCUACUUUGACUUUGUUGAAUCCACAACGUCACUACUUGGCAUCUAUAAUACCUGCGUAUAUUGUUACUGUAACUAGUGGAGUUUUAGCGUACCAAUCUGCUGGAGGUUCUUGGAAAAGUCUUCUAGCGUCUUUCUCUAAUAAAAAUACUAAUUGAUAUUUGUUAACAUAAUUGCAUAAUUAUCUACAAUGGAGUUUUUUUGAAACUCAAUAUCGAGCUCAACGAUUAAAUGAUGGUCAUUGUGAAGCUCACAUUUGUA